AACAAAAGCAAUCGCAAACAGGAUCCUUCACCAAACACCAACACCACCAGGCAUUUCUUCAUCCUCACCACCUUACAGCUGACGAUAGCAGUUGUCAAAUUGCAAUCGCGCAAAUACGACAACAGUAUCCCUACAACCAAUUUUUAGCGAUUCGCGAACAACCAGACUUUUCCACAACAGCCACUACAUCACCACUACAUCACCAACAAUGGCCUCCCGCUCGAGGUCUCGGUCGGCCGACCGCUACGAUGACGACCGCUCCAGGUCUCACACACCUCGCCGCCACCGUUCUCUUACACCCCGCUCCGCCCGCGACUACUCGCGCGAACCCUCGCCCGCCCUUGGAGACAGAGACGCUUCCUUCGACCGUGAACGAGGCCGCUCCCCGCCCCGCAGAAAUGGUGGCGGUGGUGGUCGUCGUAGCCUGAGCCCGCCACCCGCUCGCGCUAGGAGCUACAGCCGUGGAGGAGAUAGUCGCUCGAGAUCCAGAAGCCUCACCCGCAGCCCCAGCCCACUUCAGCCCGUCAGGAGCACCAAGAUUGUCGUCGAGCGCUUGACCAAGAACAUCAACGAGAACCACCUUCGCGAGAUCUUUGGCCAGUUUGGAGAGAUUGAGGAUUUGGAUUUGCCUCUGAACAGGACAUCCCGCACAAAUCGCGGCACAGCCUACAUCCUCUACGUACACGAAGCCGGCGCCGAAGCCGCCAUCGCCCACAUGCACGAAGCUCAGCUCGACGGCGCCGUCAUCAAUGUUUCCAUUGUCCUUCCCCGCCGCAAAUUCUCUCCUUCUCCACCUACCGCUCGUAGGGGCGCCAACUACGAUCCCCGCCAACCCCCGCCGGGAUCCAGAGGAGGAGGCCGCGGCGGCCGUAACAGAUCCCCCGGACCCCGUGGUGGUGGACGUCACGCACACCGUUCCGAUACUUAUCGACCUCGGUCGUUGUCACGAUCGCGAUCCCGUUCUCGCUCCCCCGUGGCCGCGUCUGGAGGAAACAGGAGAUACCGGUCUAGGUCACGCUCUUGGUCCUCCCGUUCACGCUCUCCUAGUCCGAGGGGCGGACGUGGCGGAAGAGGAGGAGGUGGUAGAGGCGGAAGAAACGACGUGGACGACAGAGGACGUAGGAGUCCUAGCCGCGCUAGUUACGACAGCUAUGAUCGCAGGAGUAGGAGCCGCAGCCGCAGCCGUGAUUGGGACAGACGUUAGGUGCAUCCCUCACGCAGGGUUUGCACGUGGCAGCCUGGGGGAGAUUCUCGCGGUGCAUAGGACGAGGUAAAGGAGGAAGGUAAUCGGUUAAUGGGAGCAUCAGGCGUUGGGAGAGGCAGGAAAAAGUCGACGAUACAAAAAGGGGACAACAACAGGUUCGGUGUGAGUGUCCUUCCCUUUUGGAGGAAGUAUUGUAUGAAUAACAGGAGAAAAGGGGGAUUUACUCGUGUUAGCUUACAUCGAUUUGUACAGGACGCCUGAAGAACAUCUCGCGAUCCGAACCGAAUCCCAAGAUAGAUGCCAACAAUUGUUGAAGUUGGUCCCUGCAAGAGAUGAACACGAAGAAUCAGAUAACAUCCAAAAUUCAACGUCGUUGCUCGCCGGCGUCCAUGUUCGUUUCUUGGUGUCGUAUGUAUACAAUAGCGAUUCGUAUUCCCUCGCUAAGAACAUGCAACGUUAACCCCGUUGCCUGGGUCUCGAGAUGACUCUUUCGACCUACUGUCAACGAUCCGCAUCCCGAAAGAUCCCAUUUCAGAACCUCACCGUCCGCCAUUACCAAGCCAAUUACGUGAUGGUCGAGCACUCUUCCAGCAACUAGGAAACAGGCCCGAUUACCAGUAAACACUCCGAUGACCAGGCGAAGCAUGCAUUUUUCGAUGAUCCGAAAUAUUUCGAAACACUUUCGGUCAGCCCUAAACGUGGGCCCGAGGCUGCGCCCUUCGUCAUGUGCCGCGCGUAUCUGGGGAACCAUUUCAGUUUCUCUGUCUCGGAUACAAGCGAUUGCGCCACAAUACAACCAAGGCACCGAGCCGGCAUCUGGCGGCUCUUUGACAAUACGGUGCCGCCGAGUCGGGUCUGCGUUGUCAUUUCCAAUGGCUUGGUACUGGUUGAAGCAUCAUUCUCAAAGGUGUUCACCUCGCCCUUCCCCCAGGCCACAAGAACACAUCAUCACGUCAACAGGCCCAAUUACAUUUUAUGCCCAAGCACAAGUGUGCGUGGCACCACAGUCACUUGUACAAGUGAUUCAUCAUGAUACAACGUGCUGGUUGAGCCCUUCGAAUGGGUUCUUUUGCUUGUGCUUACUGUCUGCUGCAAUGUCAGAGUGUCAUCUCUGUUUCCACACUCCUCUCUCCUCAAGUUUCCCUUGCUGUCUCGUUUCUUCUUUACCGCACGCAACAGAGCACAUGACCAACACCGGCUAUCCAAAACCACAAGGACAGCGCCCGAUAUGCGAGAGUUCUCACCGCCCUGAUCACGCCGCAAACCUAUUCUGGAUAAGAGGCUCAGAUCAUGUAUGGCAUUGCUGUGUCUUGGUACCUUUUUUCUCCUCGUCCUUCUGUCCACCAGGCACAAUUCAGGCACUCAGAUGUUCCCAUCGAGAGACAUAGGUACCUCCCGAACUCCCCGACACGGUUCCUGCCGUGGGUUCCCACCACCAUGCUCGGAAACGGGAAAGCAGGCCCUCCCUGGGCUGUCAACGCGGCUUUGCGAGCAUGAUCAAAUAAUACCUGGUCUCGUGGCCUGAGGAGUCAGGAGUAAGACCAUGUUGCCUGCGGUUGGACGACGUCAACAACUCGAAGCCUCGAGAAAGCGAGUGAGGAGUCAUUCUCUGGAGCUCGUCUUCAUCUUGCUACAGUUCCUGACCGAACGGGAUCUUACCAGACUUACCUACGGUAACUUUUUUUUCCCCUAGAAGGCAGUACUUGUCCUUGUUGAUGCCUUGGGUUCUUCGGGCC
Molecule: messenger RNA, 2940 nt
Organism: Neurospora crassa OR74A
Lineage: Eukaryota; Fungi; Ascomycota; Sordariomycetes; Sordariales; Sordariaceae
Exons: 3
Coding region: 209-1204 (331 amino acids)
Biological process (GO): mRNA splicing, via spliceosome
Cellular component (GO): ASAP complex; nucleoplasm; cytoplasm
Molecular function (GO): RNA binding
Source: RefSeq, a predicted model, not a curated record